This is a messenger RNA of Cylindrotheca closterium, 3171 nucleotides long. The record is from the annotation of a GenBank genome assembly. Lineage: Eukaryota; Bacillariophyta; Bacillariophyceae; Bacillariales; Bacillariaceae.
AUGCCAUCCUUUGAUUCAUGUAAAGCUAAAAUGGAAGCCGAGGGCAUUGCCCCUUCCGCCAUCUCGGCAUUCGAGUCUACAUUCAGCUCUCUUCUCUCUGGUAAUACUGGAAUGAUCCCAGAGUCCACUAUUGCACCUGCCCCUGAUCUUGUAAACGCAGAAUCCUUCAGCGGUGAACCUGAUACUUCCCUAUUGGCGAAAACAGUCGUCCUUAAGCUUAAUGGUGGUCUUGGAACAGGCAUGGGUUUGGAUAAGGCCAAGUCUCUUUUGAAGGUCAAGGGAGAUGACACUUUCCUUGAUUUGACUGCCAAGCAAAUCAUCGCCAUGCGUGAAGAGUUCAAGUCGAAUGUCAAGUUCAUGUUGAUGAACUCUUUUUCGACUAGUGCUGACACUUUGGAAUUUUUGCAAAAGGGAUACCCUGCUCUUGCUGGGGAAACAGGACUCGAAAUGAUGCAAAACAAGGUUCCCAAGAUUGAUGCUACCACCCUGGAGCCUGCCACAUGCGAGAGUGAUCCAUCCAACGAAUGGUGCCCUCCUGGGCACGGUGAUCUUUACGCCGCCUUGGAGGGAUCCGGCUGCUUGGAUUCCCUUUUGGCUGACGGAUACAAGUACAUGUUCGUUUCAAACUCUGACAACUUGGGAGCUUCUUUGGACCUUUCCAUCUUGACUCACUUUGCCAAGUCCGAUACGCCUUUCAUGAUGGAGUGCUGCGAGCGAACUGAAAACGACAAGAAGGGAGGUCACCUUGCCGUUCGCAACUCUGACGGACAACUGAUUCUUCGCGAAUCUGCCAUGUGCGCCGACGAGGAUGAAGCUGCAUUCCAAGAUAUCAGCAAGCACCGCUACUUCAAUACCAAUAACUUGUGGAUUCGUCUUGAUAAGCUGAAGGAGAUCAUCAAUGCCAGCGGCGGGUUUAUUCCUCUUCCCAUGAUCAAGAACAAGAAGACAGUUGAUCCGAAGGAUGACAGCUCUCAAAAGGUUUUGCAAUUGGAGACAGCCAUGGGAGCUGCUAUCGAAUGCUUCAAGGGAGCGUCUGCCAUUGUUGUCCCUCGUACUCGUUUCGCUCCAGUGAAGAAGUGCAACGACUUGUUGUUGCUUCGAAGUGACGCAUACUUGCUCGAGAACAACAAGCCCGUACUGAACCCUGAAUGUGGUGGAAAGGCGCCAACCAUGGCAUUGGACAGCAAGAAGUAUAAGUUGGUUGGCGCUCUCGAGGAGUCUACUACUGGAGGAAUUCCAUCUCUUGUCAAGUGUACCAAGCUCAAGGUCUCCGGAUUGGUCCGAAUGGGCAAGGGAACCAAGUUCGUGGGGGAUGUUUCCAUUGUCAACAAUAGCGAUGAGCCAAAGCUGGUUCCUGCUGGAGAAGUCACUGGGGAUUUGGACUUGACUGAUACCAUUGGUCUUGGUGAAUUGAAAAAGACCAUUGUUUCCACCGCUCCUAUUGACGGCCAAAAGCCUGGAACUUCUGGACUUCGUAAGAAGACCAAAGUUUUCAUGGGCAAAAACUAUCUAGAGAACUUUGUCCAAGCUGCGUUCGACGCAAUCAAGGAAAGUGGAACCAACGUGUCCGAAGGAUCGCUCCUUGUUGGAGGAGAUGGGCGUUACUUCAACCCUGAGGCAAUUCAGAUCAUCAUCAAGAUGGCAGCUGCCAACGGUGUCAACCGGAUCUGGGUCGGACAAGAUGGUCUUUUGAGCACCCCUGCUGUUUCUGCCACUAUUCGUGAACGUGGCCCAGUCUGGCAAAAGGCAUUCGGUGCCUUCAUUCUUACCGCUAGUCACAACCCCGGUGGUCCAGAGGAAGAUUUCGGAAUCAAGUACAAUUGCGAAAAUGGAGGACCAGCUCCUGACAAGCUUACAGAGGCUAUCUAUAAAAACACCACCAACAUCAGCAGCUACAACAUCUGCAGUGAUUUCCCUGCAGUCGACAUCGCCAAGGCUGGAACCACAACCGUCAAGUCUGCCGACGGAAGCACUGAAGUCAGUGUUGAAGUUAUCAGCUCCACCGAGAGCCAUGUCAAUUUGCUAAAGUCAGUUUUCGAUUUUGGCCUCAUCAAGGCACUUCUUGAUCGUCCCGACUUCAGCAUGGUUUACGACGCUAUGCAUGGUGUCAACGGACCAUACGUCAAGAGGGUCUUCGUUGAAGAACUUGGACUAUCCGAGGAUAUUUGCAUGAACUGCAUUCCAAAGGAGGACUUCAACGGUGGUCACGCCGAUCCAAACCUUACUUACGCUAAGGAACUUGUUGCACUUAUGGGUCUUGACCGCAAGGGUAAUAAGGUCGACACUGGUGACCGCAAGAUUCCAUCUUUUGGUUGUGCUGCAGAUGGUGAUGGUGAUCGAAACAUGAUUCUUGGAACCAAGUUCUUUGUCAGUCCAUCCGAUUCUUUGGCUGUGAUUGCUUCUUACGCUGACGAGAUCCCAUUCUUUAAGGCACAAGGAGGAUUGAAGGGUGUUGCCCGUUCUAUGCCUACCAGUGGAGCUGUCGACCGUGUGGCCAAGGAUUUGAACUUCGACCUUUUUGAAACCCCUACUGGCUGGAAGUACUUUGGAAACUUGAUGGAUUCCAAGGCUCUUUUUGGUGGAAAAGACUACACUCCUUUCAUUUGUGGAGAGGAGAGUUUCGGUACCGGUUCUGACCACGUUCGUGAGAAGGAUGGUCUUUGGGCUGUUCUUGCUUGGUUGUCGAUUCUUGCCUCUGUCAACACUGAUGCAUCCAAGCCUCUUAUUACCGUAGAGGAUUUGGUCACUAAGCACUGGAAGAAGUAUGGCCGCAACUACUACUGCCGUUAUGACUACGAGGGUGUUGACAAGACCAAGGCUGUUGCCAUGAUGGAUAAGAUGCGUGCUGAAACGGCAUCGAACACUGGAAAGACAGUUGGCAAGUACAAGAUCGCCACCGCAGACGACUUUACAUAUGUCGAUCCAGUUGAUGGCUCCGUCGCUAAGAAGCAAGGUAUUCGAUUCUUGAUGGAAGAUGGAUCUCGUGUUAUCUUCAGAUUGUCCGGAACUGCCGGUUCCGGAGCCACUAUUCGUAUGUACAUCGAACAAUAUGAACCCGAAAAGACUGAUUCUUUGGCAGCUGAUGCCCUUGCUGGUUUGAUCCGUGUCGCUCUGGAUCUAUGCGGCAUGAAGGAAUACAUUGGAACUGAAGAACCGACUGUUAUCACGUAA